AUGGGUCUUAUCAAGACUGGUCUUACCUUGGCUGGUGUCUAUGGCCUUAUUAAAGCUGCAUCCAAGGCCGCUUCUGAACAUGAAGACAAGAAGCAAAACCUCCAAAAUACUUCCCAGCAACAGUACUAUCCUAACCACAACCCGCAAAGGGGCUAUAUGAAUGGAAACUCAAUGAACAACCCUCAUGUCCAACCAUCGUACCCUCCACAUGGGCCUCGCUCAAACCAUAGCGACGUGUAUGAGCCUUCGCCACAAGCACAAUCCCGGUCGAUUCAGCAGCAGUCGAUGGGCUAUAUAAGGACCAUGGAGAACCCUCCGCCAUACUAUCAGAGCCACCCAUACGAAAUAUAG
Penicillium hordei is the source of this 351-nucleotide messenger RNA. RefSeq lists its product as uncharacterized. The transcript has 2 exons. Lineage: Eukaryota; Fungi; Ascomycota; Eurotiomycetes; Eurotiales; Aspergillaceae. The record is from RefSeq and is a predicted model, not a curated record. The coding region runs from base 1 to 351 and encodes 116 amino acids.